GGAAAGGAGGGGAAAGGAGGUCUGGGGAGGAGGCCCCUGGUUCUCGCAGUCCGCGGGCCAGCUGUCCAUGGGGGAGGUCGAGGGGCAGGAGGAUGGCAGGAGGAUGGUGAUGGCUUCCCUGGGGGCAACAGGCCCUUAUCCACUCUGCCUCGCCUCCUGAGACGGCCAUGGUGAGGAUAAAUGAGAUGGGGCAGGGGACCAGCACGGGCUUGGUGCAGAGUGGGGAAGCAUCCUGGGCACCGGCUGCUGGCCAGAGGCACCCCGGGCCAUGUCAGAACUUUGAGCAGGUGACAGAGAGCAGUUGUCACAGCCUCAAGAUGCUGAGCCUGAAGCUCCCCCGGCUGUUUCGCAUCGACCAGGUGCCCCAGGUGUUCCAUGAGCAGGGCAUCCUCUUUGGCUACCGGCAUCCGCAAAGUUCCGCCACGGCCUGCGUCCUCAGCCUUUUCCAAAUGACCAAUGAGACCCUCAACAUCUGGACUCACUUGCUGCCCUUCUGGUUCUUCACGUGGAGGUUUGUGACCGCCUUGUACGUGACAGACAUCUGGAAUGACAGCUACUCCUGGCCUCUGUUUGUGUACAUGGGCACCAGCUGCGUGUACCCGCUUGCGUCCAGCUGUGCGCAUACCUUCAACUCCAUGUCCAAGAACGCCCGGCACAUCUGCUACUUCCUGGACUACGGUGCCGUCAACCUCUUCAGCCUGGGCUCAGCCAUCGCUUACUCUGCCUAUUCGAUCCCCAACGUGAUGGUGAACACCACCUUCCAUGACUACUACGUGCCCCUGGCCGUGCUGAACACCAUCAUCAGCACCGGCCUCUCCUGCUACUCCAGGUUUCUUGAAAUCCAGAAGCCCGGGCUCUGCAAGAUGCUUCGCGUCCUUGCCUUUGCUUAUCCCUACACCUGGGACUCCCUUCCCAUCUUCUACAGGCUGUUCCUGCUUUCGGGGGACGGUGCGCAGAAUGAAGCCGCCUUGUACCACCAGAAGCACACGGCCAUGACCCUCCUGGCCUCUUUCUUCUACUCCGCACACCUGCCAGAGCGCCUGGCGCCUGGACGCUUCGACUACAUCGGUCACAGUCACCAGCUGUUCCACGUGUGUGUGAUCCUGGCCACACACCUGCAGAUGGAAGCCAUUGUUCUGGACAAGACUCUGAGGAGGGAAUGGCUCCUGGCCAACUCCAGGCCCCUGUCUUUCCCUCAGAUAGCUGGAGCUGUACUUCUGUGCCUCAUCUUCAGCCUCAGCAACAUAAUUUAUUUCUCAGCUGCUCUGUAUCGGAUUCCUGAGCCAGAAUUACAUAAAAAAGAAACAUGAUUCAGACCAUAAGCUUUUCAUGCCAGAUGUCAACAUUAAGCUACAACCUCCUAAGCACCAUAAGUGCCUAGUGGUACCUGUUUACCAAGGUCUAAAAUAUUCACGGUGGUUGAUGUCUUGGCAUUUUUGAGUGCGUUCAUGUCAAUAAGGUAUUUAACUGGGGAAAUGUCUCUCAAUGUGCACCUAUUCUAUAAUUGUGAUUUUAAAAGGGGAAGAUGGGUUCAAGUAAGUCCUUGUUCAGGCGAAUCCUUAAUAGUUCACUAAGUCUUAAAUUUAUUUAAAAUAAGGCAGUUAGAAGCCUUCCUAUUAAGUGGCCAGAUGAAGCUUUACUACUCUUGUAGUGUUACCCUUUGAAAACGGGCCCUGCUUCAUUUGUUGAGUCCCACAUGGCACAGCUCCUGCCAAGACCUCCAUGGUGGGAGGAGAAUGAGCCAGAAAGAUCAGCGGGGGGUGUGGAGGGGGUGGAGUAAGAGGAAGCUGGGUCUGUGGGAACCCUGGGGACUGGGGAGACACUUCAGGAUGAAGAGACCUGGUUUGGGGAGGGGGCUUCUUCCUUUCCCCACCUAGUGAAGGGAAUGAAUGAAUGAAGAGUCCUCUUUCCCACAAGUCUGUUGUGCCUUAAAGUGCCAAUUCCCAUGUCACGUGGAUUUGGAUUUUCUCUAAAGGCCACAUGGCUGGGUGUCUGUGUUCUGUUUUGUUCUGUUUUCUCGUUGCCAAUUCGAUGCUGCAAAGUAUUAUGCAGUGCAGGUCAAAUGUGUGAGGCAUGGGAGCCGGCUGAGUUAAUUCCAGUUGGCUGUGCUCACCUGUCACUGUGUAAACCAAUGGCAUGGCUCUAUUUGGGGAUGCUAUCCAUUUAAUAUUGCUUCAGCAUUUCAAAGGUGCUGCAAAGUUUAGUGUUCCUGGGCAGAGGAUGUCAAAGACCUUGUAAAGGGUUGGUCAACUACAGUGAUCCUCAAGCUUUGCUGCGAAUCAGACACAUUUGGUGAGUUGGCGACCAGUGCGGAUUCCCAGGCCAAAUCAGGGGAUUCUGUGUUAGUAGUUUAAGAUGUAGGUCUUUUGGAGGAGAUUUGCCCUGAAUCUGAGGAAGUCCCCAGGUGAUCCUAAUGCAGAAGGGCCACAGGCCAAAUGGGAAAAAUGCUGGCGUCAUGAGUUCCAGAAGGCACUGGGCCUCUCAGCUUUGUUGCAGUUGACCUAAUUUUCAGCAACCACCACCUAAGGAUGUAUCCCCUGCUGUCUACUCUGCACAAGAGUAGCACACUGAGCAUUUUCUCAUCUGUUGCCUUAGGAGUUAAAGUUUAGUAUUUCGUGCUGUUUUCAGAGAGUUCAGAAAUGCUGAUGCAAAACUGUAGCAGACGCCCAUCAACCCCUGAUCUGCACUUGCUAAUGACUUGAGGGGCUGUCCAUCACAAAGCAGGAUCCUCUUUGCUGACUCAGGAACACCCUCAAAACUUAGAAUACUGCCUCUGUGGUAACUGGCCCAGAAACUUGAAUGGCCUCACGAAUAGCUCGUCGUCCAACCCUCUGAGGACAAGUAAAAAUUUAUAUUGGCUGAGAGUGGUCAAGAAAUAUGAUUUCAUUAGUUUUACUGUUUAUUUACUUCCUCUGGGGAAAGGUAGACUGAUAAAAUUAUAUGGGCUGGUAAAUUUUUGGUACAUUAAUUGCCCACUGCAUGACAAAAUUUGGUUUGGGGCGAUAAUCUGACACUCCUAGUGGAAUUUUACUCCAGCAGGGUCUGUGGGCACCCGUUUUGCCUUGCUAUAACUUCAAUUUUAUGCUGCAAAAAGGCACAGAGUUUAAAUACCCUAUUCUAGCAAGUGCCAAAGACAUGAAGCUCUUUAACAUCUCUUUUGUUUCGGGAGAGGAAAAUGUUUGUUUAGUUCAGAAAUAGUUGAAAGUUAUAGGUGAUUAAUCUGAAGGACCUUCAGAUUAUUUAAUUUUGGGUGAUGUGACUUUUUCGCCAUCCUUAAUGAUGGGAAAGAAAAUGUUACAUCAACAAAAGAAGACCAGUGUUUCAUAAUGUUUUUAUACGUUUGGCAAACUCAGUCCCACUGUAUACAUUUGGACAGUGUUACAAAUUAAAAUUGGAUGACGGUUUGCAAUGGGCUGAUUUGGAAGCUUCUAGAUUCAGACAGUGGGUUCAAAAAUAUUAAUUACCAUUAGAUAUUAAGUGUAAUGUGGGUUUGCGUAAGCCAAAGUCAAAAAGGAAAGGCAAAAAGGUUGGCAGUGGGUGAGCUGGAGAGCUCACUGGGAAGGUGUCUUUUCAUGUAGCGGCCCUCAGGUUUUUAUUGUCUCAAUACACCUUGGAAAUGUGCCAUACUCCCAUUGGUAGCAAUGCUCGCCACCACACGAUCUCAAAGAGGAUUUUGUGGGGGGUGACAAACUCCUAAUGGGAUGACCCUCUUCUUCCUCCCCCUGCAUGAGAAACACUGCCCCCCAAAUUUCCCAGAUGCCACGGUGGUGAUAAAACUUGAAUGUACUCGAAUGAGGCCGUUUAGCUAACCGCACUGUCCUUCGCUCAUCAUAGCUUUGCUUUCCAUUGCUCGGUUUCUAGAGAGCAACGAAUCUGUCACCGAUUGGAAUGAGAAGUGGGAGGUUUUAGGAAACCAUUUGAGUACAAAGUGACCUGUUUGACCUGCUGCCGUCUUAAAGUGUUUGUUGUGGAACUCAGCUCACGUGAGAAGUUCUAAGGAAGGCAAGGGGCAGUGGAUCAGUGUGAUCAGAUGUGUUGGAGAGACCCUUCAUUUGGCUCUGCUGUGUCCCAAAUUUGUUUGGCCAUGGUACUAUAUGAAACACCUAUUCACACUGUAUAACAACUCUUUAUCACAUAUUAGUUGAAUGCCGGCCUCUGAUUUUCUGGUCAACAAUCCAUUGUGGAUGAAAAGGCAAAGACCCAUUUCUGAACACAGCUGUUCCUCCAACUUACACUGAUGUCUGGUUUUCUUAAACUGUAUGGGAGGAAAAAAAAUAAACUUUAUUAUAAUAAAGGCCUGUUUCCCACUUGAU
Lynx canadensis (Canada lynx) is the source of this 4313-nucleotide messenger RNA. It is a transcript of the gene PAQR5, whose product is annotated as progestin and adipoQ receptor family member 5. The record is from RefSeq and is a predicted model, not a curated record. Lineage: Eukaryota; Metazoa; Chordata; Mammalia; Carnivora; Felidae. Gene Ontology annotation, molecular function: signaling receptor activity. Gene Ontology annotation, cellular component: membrane. The coding region runs from base 168 to 1310 and encodes 380 amino acids. The transcript has 9 exons.